GUUUCUGAAGCCGAAUAAACGCUGAAAACAACAACAACAGCGGACACACACAGACAUGUGGCGCAUCCAGAGCUUAGUCAGCAGAGUGUGGAGCCGCUCUGCUCCGCUGCGUCUCUCUCCAGCUCAUCAUGUGGAGGACGAGCUGCUGAACUCUUCAGUGCUGAGCGGCGGACGACACACUUCUGACAGCAGCAGCUCUCAUGCAGGUGAAGAUGAGCAGAAGAAAAGACGCACAUCUCAGUUCUGCUCUGCUGGUGUGCCGAGAUACAGCGCUCUGGAUGCAGUGGGCUGGGGUGCCGCCGCGGUGCUCUUCAUGCAGCUCUGCCGCAGGGUUCACACUCGUCUGUCAUCUCCUGCGGAUCACAGCUCUGCGUCGACACACACCGGAGACCGCGCUCUCCUGAAGAAGUGCUCAUACACACUCCUGAUCGACAUCUUGUCGAGGCAGAGUGUUGUGCCGGUGAAGUGUCUGCGAGCGGAUCUGCAGACUCCAGAUCAGAGCGACAGCAGCAGCAGCAGCCUCAGUGAUGAACGUCUUANAGAAGACAAGGAGAGAUCAGACCUGCAGACUGAACACACUGAUCAUCACCAGCAGGAGGAGCCAGAGAGCAGCGCACACUACUGUGGUGCUCUUCAUUACUACAAGCUCGCUGCAGCCGCUGGCCACCGUCAGGCGCAGUACCGCUGUGCUAAACUCCUCCUGAACAGCAGAGGGCAGCAGAGGUCAGAGACGGACACUGAGGCUGCACUGAAGCUGCUCUACGCGGCUGCAGACGCCGGGCUCACUGAGGCUCAGGUGUUUCUGGCGGUUCUGCUGUCUCAGCGUGUGGACUGUGAUGAGCAGGAGUGUGUGCAUUAUUUCCGGCUGGCGGCUGACAGAGGGGACGCUGAUGCUCUGCUGUGUUUGGCUCAGUGUUAUGAGUCUGGUUUCGGUGUAUCUCCUUCUGUCCAAACGGCGGUCAGACUCUACCAGCAGGCAGCAGAUGCUGGAAAUCAGCGGGCCAGAGAGAAACACAACACAGACGUGCUGCGCUCAAUUCGCUCCGCCCCUUGCUUCUCUGUGAUUGGUCAGCUGAAUCUGAACUCCGUUUUCCCACUGGAGAGCCGAGCUGAGAAUCCCCGCCCACAGUCACAGCCGCUUCCUCAUUCGUGGAGCACAGGAAGUCUGAGUCUGCAUCCACCAGUCACACUUCAGAUGCUCAACACUGACAGCGGACGCAUGGUUUGGACACUCGGGGUGCGGUGAUGCACAACCACAGAUUCAUCUCUCAAUAUCUACUUACAUAAUUAAAAUGUGAUAUUUUAUUAAAAAAAAGAAACAUACGCACAAAUAAAUAACUAUAACUGAGUCACCUGACAGAUGAAUGUUCAGGGCCAAUCAGAGAAGAGCGUGAGGGAUAGGAGCUCAGUGAUUGGCUGAUCAUUACGUCAUCGUUUUUGCGUUGGAUGUGAAGCUAUUUUUUAUUUCAGCCAGUGUUUUUUGGAAGUGGGAAUAACAUUAUAAGUGUUGGGUUUUGUAUUUAAGUGUGUUUGGUGACAGAAAGAAUACAGUGAGAUUGAGAAUGAGUGUUUGUCAUUGAGUGUAGAGGAAGUCAUGUGCUACAUUAAGAGUAUCUAUAUAUUUUUCUGAGGGUCAGGUUGUGUUAUUCUUUAUGUUUUGGGAUUUGUUUGUAAAUGUUUAAUCUUUGUUUGCAUGUUCAGAAGCUCACAUGUUUAUUUACAUUCAGAUUUGUUGUUAAAACUGUUUAAGCACUUGAUAAUUAAAUAUGCAUGUGCCAAAGCA
Molecule: messenger RNA, 1783 nt
Organism: Danio rerio (zebrafish)
Lineage: Eukaryota; Metazoa; Chordata; Actinopteri; Cypriniformes; Danionidae
Gene: dele1
Product: DAP3 binding cell death enhancer 1
Source: RefSeq, marked validated